AUGGAAAUUCAUCAUCGACUAUAUAAGAAAUCGAUUAAUUAUAAUACUACCACUACUACUAUUGCUACUGCUAAUGAUCUUCUACCGGUACUUUGUGAUACGAAUAACGUAUCAGGAAUUUCGGAAAACAGUAAUUUUGGUGCAUCAACAUCAACAUCAGCAACAUCAUCAUCAUCAUCAUCAUCAUCAUCAUCAUCAUCAUCAUCAUUAUCAUCAUCAUCAGCAUCAUCAUCAUUAUCAUCAUCAUCAGCAUCAUCAUCAUUAAUCAAGAAUAGUGCAUUUGUUCCGCUAAGUCGAACAACACUUAAUAUAAAUGAACUUCCGGGUUAUGGUGGUACUUUAACCGGAUUACUUAAUCAUUCAACAACAACUGAUUUAUCACAUGAUUUACCUGCUACAAGAACAUCACAUACAAUUCCUGUAAUAGCUGAAACAGGCAACGAAACAAAAAAUGAUUUAAACGUCAACAAUAAUCAUCAUCAUCAUCAACAACAACAACAAUCUGGACAAACAAUAUCAAUACAAAAUACGGAAAAUAAUAUUUGCGCAAUUGUUGGAACAUUAACAACACCAUCAUUACAAGCAGAUCAAAAUAAUACAACAAUGAUUAUCACCGCUAAUAGGUGCAGUAAUAGUAACAAUAGUAUUAAUAGUGGGAAUGAUGGCGCAAAUGUUAAAAGCAACUGCAACUGUGCAAUAACAAGCGCUAAUGAACCAAAUUUUUCACAUCGAAUUUCAAAGGGAAUAGAAUUGAAAUAA
This is a messenger RNA of Loa loa (African eye worm), 759 nucleotides long. RefSeq lists its product as hypothetical. The record is from RefSeq and is a predicted model, not a curated record. The coding region runs from base 1 to 759 and encodes 252 amino acids. The transcript is spliced from 2 exons. Lineage: Eukaryota; Metazoa; Nematoda; Chromadorea; Rhabditida; Onchocercidae.